Messenger RNA from Kwoniella mangroviensis CBS 8507, 891 nucleotides. RefSeq lists its product as uncharacterized. The transcript has a single exon. Lineage: Eukaryota; Fungi; Basidiomycota; Tremellomycetes; Tremellales; Cryptococcaceae. The record is from RefSeq and is a predicted model, not a curated record. Bases 1 to 891 code for a protein of 296 amino acids.
AUGUCGAUAUCAACCAAGCCUGACGCUAAUCAGGACCAGGAAUCCAGACCUAGCUAUCAAGAAACUUCUACAGAUCCUGUACCACCCUACAAACUUGGCAGGGACGGUGAUACACCUACCACGGUAUAUUUCCAUCCUCGCCCAUUGGAUUUCAACCUUCAAUAUAAUAUGGAGGCGCGCUUACCUCUAAGUAGAAUAUGCGAUACGGUCAUUCAUAGUGGUACAUAUAAAGAUUGGAAGGAGAGUGGGAUUUCAAUACAAAAUUAUACCGAACAAUCGACGAGGCUUCUGUAUAACUCUUUAGCGGGUCAUUAUGAAGAUUACAAGGCUUACAGAAGAGAGAAAAAUGAUUGUGAGAAGUCGAUUGAGGAUGUUACUGAUCGGUUGAGAAAUAGGAAUUACACGGAUCAGCCUUGUGUAUUGACAUUUAUGGAUGGGAAAACGAUGAAGGAUUUGAAGUCUAUUCAGAAAAAGGUGAAUAAAGAGCUUAGUAGAGGAUGUUUGAUCUAUUCUUUGAAAGAUCCUAAGUACGCCAAUGCCAGUUUUGGGUUGAUACCUCUUAUCAGACGAUGGUCAAACAAGUUCAGUAUGCAAGAUUACGAGCAAGGCGAGUCAACAGUCCAAUCUCAGAAUCAGGUUUCGGGAGAGAGUGGCAAAAGCUCAGCGUCAAUUAGAUUUUACAUCAAUUAUUCAAGCGAUCUCUCAAUGGUUCAGGGAGACCGAGAUGAUUUACAGCGCCUGGCUGCCAGUCUGGACAGGUUGGGUUUCGCAUCUGAUAGAGAACAUAUGGAGUUGAUGGCUAGGUCCAGAGGGUUUUCGAUCCAUAAAGUUUCGAAAAAAGUCCUCGAUGGGUUGGUUUCUUGUGAGAGCUGGACACGCAGUGAGGAGUAG